Messenger RNA from Theobroma cacao (cacao), 2543 nucleotides. RefSeq names its product S-adenosyl-L-methionine-dependent methyltransferases superfamily protein. Gene Ontology annotation, molecular function: methyltransferase activity. The record is from RefSeq and is a predicted model, not a curated record. NCBI's taxonomy places the organism in Eukaryota, Viridiplantae, Streptophyta, Magnoliopsida, Malvales, Malvaceae. Gene Ontology annotation, cellular component: endosome; trans-Golgi network; cytoplasm.
UUUUUCACCCUCUCUUCAACUCAAUCCCGCGAAAAUCAGCCCAGCUAAAUCUGGGGAGAGCUUCUUGUAAGCUCACUCUCAUUUUAACCCUAAAAAAAGGGAAAAAAAAAAAGGGUUUAAAGUGAGUCGGGAGAAUUUGGGAUUUCCGGGUCCUAAAAUGAAGCAAAAGAACGAGCAAAUUCACACUACAAAGCUAUUAACUUAUCUUUUAAUUGGGUUAAUCGGGGUUCUCGGGUUACUUUGUUUGUACUAUGGAUCUUCAUUUGCUCCAGGGUCGAGGAGAUCCAAUAAUACUGGUUCUCGGUUGGAUGGAUCGGACCCGGUUUUUGGCGGGUUUUCAAGGAACCGGGAUUUGGAUGAUUUGCUUGACGAGCAAGGGCACUACCCGGAAGUUCCUAAAAGCAUCCCUAUAUGUGACAUAAAAUAUUCAGAGUUGAUACCCUGCUUAGAUAGGAACCUUAUAUACCAGUUGAAAUUAAAGCCUAAUUUGACAGUAAUGGAACACUAUGAACGGCAUUGUCCACCACCUGAGCGUCGUUACAAUUGCUUAAUCCCCCCACCAAGAGGUUACAAGAUCCCUAUAAGAUGGCCUGCAAGUAGAGAUGAAGUGUGGAAAGCAAAUAUACCCCAUACGCAUCUUGCAGAGGAGAAAUCUGACCAGCACUGGAUGGUUGUUGAUGGGGAGAAAAUAAAAUUUCCUGGUGGUGGAACCCAUUUUCAUGAUGGUGCUGAUAAGUACAUCACUGGUCUUGCUCAGAUGCUAAAAUUUCCUGGGGAUAAACUGCACAAUGGUGGAAGUAUUAGAAAUGUUCUUGAUGUGGGAUGUGGAGUUGCAAGUUUUGGAGCCUAUCUCCUACCCCUUGAUAUUAUAGCUAUGUCCCUUGCACCUAAUGAUGUACAUGAGAAUCAAAUACAAUUUGCACUAGAGAGGGGUAUCCCAUCAACCCUUGGUGUGUUGGGAACAAAAAGGCUUCCUUAUCCAAGUAGAUCAUUUGAGCUAGCUCAUUGUUCACGAUGCCGAAUUGACUGGCUUCAGAGAGAUGGGAUUCUCCUGUUGGAACUUGACAGAUUACUGAGACCAGGAGGGUACUUUGCAUAUUCUUCUCCUGAAGCCUAUGAACAAGAUCCAGAAAACAGAAAGAUCUGGAAUGCAAUGUACAACCUUUUGAAAAGAAUGUGCUGGAAAGUUGCUGUGAAGAGAGGCCAAACUGUUAUAUGGGCGAAGCCUCUGAGCAAUAGUUGUUACUUGAAGAGAGAUCCUGGGACUCGGCCUCCUUUGUGCAGUUCUGGCGAUGACCCAGAUGCAAGUUGGAAUGUGUCUAUGAAGGCAUGCAUCACUCCAUACUCAGCAAAGAUGCAUAAAGAAAGAUGGAGUGGACUACUUCCUUGGCCACAGAGGCUUACUACAGCACCACCUCGCCUUGAAGAAAUUGGUGUUAGUCCUGAGGAAUUCCAUGAAGACACUAAAAUAUGGCAUUUUAGAGUGAUUGAGUAUUGGAAGCAGAUGAGAUCUGUUAUACAGAAGAAUUCCUUCAGAAAUGUCAUGGAUAUGAACUCAAACCUUGGGGGUUUUGCUGCUGCCCUUAAAGAUAAAGAUGUCUGGGUAAUGAAUGUUGCUCCUGUCAAAAUGUCUGCGAGAUUGAAAAUUAUUUAUGACCGAGGCUUGAUAGGAACUGUUCAUGAUUGGUGUGAAGCUUUUUCCACAUACCCACGAACAUACGAUCUUCUUCAUGCCUGGGCAGUGUUUUCUGAGAUCGAGGAGCGUGGUUGUAGUGCAGAGGACCUCCUGAUUGAAAUGGAUAGAAUACUUCGACCAGAUGGAUUUGUUAUUAUAAGAGAUAAACACUCAAUGAUAAAUCAUAUCCAGAAAUUUAUCACUGCCUUGCGGUGGGAUGGCUGGUUAUCAGAAGUUGAACCAAGAACUGAUGCUCUCUCUGCUGGUGAAGAAAGGGUGUUAAUUGCCAGAAAGAAGUUGUGGAGUGAUGGGUUUAUGACAAUGUGAAUGUACUUUUUUUUUUUUCUGUCAGGAUAGACAUCAUAUUGAACUGAAGCUUUGGUUAUUGUCUAAAUCGGCUUUGUUCUCGCUCUUUUGCUUUCAAAAAUUUUAGUUGCACUCUGGAAAGUCAUAGCCACUGAUGGAAGCGGAAGUUUAAUUGCCAUUGGAGAUGAAGAUUUUUAUUAUCCUUCGGGAGGGAUAACAGGACCGAAGCUCAAGAGGAAUUGUCAUCUUGUAUAACGUGCAACUAUAUAGAUAUACUGCCUGCUGGUUGCUGCAUACAGAGCCACAAUCCCUAAAGAACAGAAGAGCAAAGCUUAGGUACAUUUGAAGGGGAUUUUUUGCACUAAAUGGGAUGUAAUUGUUAAAUUCCUAAAACCAAUAUCACUUUUGUGUAAUGUUCUUGAUUUCAGAUGUAUUUGUAAACAGUUUUUUUCUUCCAAAACCUGUUAGAAAUAUAUCUUGUUUAAGGGCUCCAUUGAUUCACCAGAAACCCAAGGUUCGCUUCUUUUGUGAAUAAAGACUUAUCUGAAUCCCUUAGCAAGUA